CACGUUCUGUCUGAAGCUAGAAAGAACAGAGAAUAAAGAAAGAGAAAUUAUGUCCUUAAAAGUCUGACUUUCCUCUGUACUCGCGUCAGCUGACGGAACAAGUCUGUGUUUUAUUGGUUAGCGUGAAACCUCAUCACCUGCGAGUCGCAGUUACCGUGGCAACAGUAAUGAGAGUACAAGUGGAUCUUGAAGUAUUUUAAUAAAGCAGGUGUGUGUGGGUGUGUACUUGUACUUGUGCGUGCUGUGUAUUAGUUACGUCUUUAAGACAUUGAAAGACCUCAAUGUACAGCAGGGGUUGAAUGUCGGGUCCAAAAGGUCUACAGUUGUAAACUAUCCAAGCUUAUACUAAAAACAAUAAAGCCUCUGAAUUCUGUAGGAGUUUACAAGUUUAACCAAAACCUCCCAAUCUGAAGACCCACAAUUAAGAGUGAAAAUGGAUAAUUGUUAAUCCACUUGUGCCUCCAUCGGUAAAUGAACUGCUUUUCUACCAAAUAGUUCAGAUCGAUUCUGUCAACAUUUGUGAAGGUUACCAAGUUUAUCAUCUAUAUUGUCCCACUUUUUGGCACCCUUCGCUUUGGGUACCUAUAGAAAAGUGGUUCCUCACCAACGAGUGGCGAUAGAAAUACUGCAAUCCACUGAUUGGAUGACAGAGAAUCAUCUCUUCUUGACUGUCGCUGGUAUCAUUUCACGAUAUUUUCACAGGUGUCAUAACCACUAACCAACUAAUCAUAACUAUCGUCAUGUGUCCAACACAACCUGCAGUGUAAAGACAGCUCUAGUAAUCCUUUACUUAUGUGGAUAAAAUCAAUUUUUUGUUAUAGAUGCAGUUUUGUGGGAAUAAUUCAUACACCCAUACUCAAAAAACCCUCAACCACUGCUGAUACCUAAGAACCUAAAACUCUUCUUCUUCCAUUGCAGGCACUCCGCUGUGACAAACUUUCAUCAAACACACUGGGGGUGGAGUAAAGAACCCAAGUUCUUAACAAUGGACGAGUCUACCAAGGUUCAAACGGACGGAAACUCCCUGCUGAAGGCGGUCUGUCUCAGUCGUCUGCGUCUCACCCGGCUGCUCCUGGAGGGAGGGGCCUACAUCAAUGAGAGCAAUGAACAUGGCGAGACCCCGCUCAUGGUGGCCUGCAAGACACGCCAUACAGACUCACAAAGUGUACCCAAGCACAAGAUAGUUCGGUAUCUUCUGGAAAAUGGUGCUGAUCCAAACAUCCAAGACAAGACAGGGAAAACCGCACUGAUGCACGCAUGCCUCGAACAAGCAGGAGCUGAAAUUCUGUCACUUCUUCUGAGCAAUGGAGCUGAUCCAACACUGGAGGAUCAUGCAGGGUUGUCAGCAUUGGUUCAUGCGCUCAAUUCAGGAAACAGGGACGUCCUCAGGGUCCUUCUGGAUGCCUGUAAAGGGAAGGGUAAGGAGGUUAUAAUCAUCACCACCAACAAAAUGCCAACUGGCCAUCAGGUGACAAAACAGUACCUCAAUGUCCCUCCACCUCCUGACACUGAGGAACGUCUGCAUUACAGCCCAGCAUCCUCUCACCAACAUCCUAGUCUGAUAUGUGUUCCUGUUGUGGAUAAGAGGGUCAGUCUUCAUUGGCUACAUUCAGAGAAGUGGACCAAAAGUCCACCCACGCUGCUCCAGCAGAGCCAGACCUCCUCUCUGACAGGGGAACCAGAGGAACUUACACCUGAGGAAGGGCGACCCUUCGGAGUCGGUAGUUCUGCCGUUCAUGGAAGACCUCCUGCUGUUUCCCGUCACCACAGCGUUGACAUCAAAGAUAUAGCAGGGCUUCUGAAAGCACUAGAGAGCAGGAGUGAAAGCAAAGGAGGAGGUGGAAGAAGAGGCUUAGGAAGAAAGAUGUCAUAUGACAGUGCUGCAAGUUCACUGCACUCUGUUUCACAUCCAAACUUGCACCAAGACAGUCUCCCCUUCCCGUAUGAGUCUAGACAAGUGGAUGAAGAUUCCUCUGACUGUCCCACACAACUAAAUGUUUCAAGUCUGCAAAAUGUGGUCCGUCGACGAAACAUUGGCAUGAACCAUUACAGUUCUGACUCCCAGUUACCACAGUUUGGCUGCCGAGCCAAUAGCUCCAAGAGUAGUGGUGGAGUUGGAGUGGGAACAGAAAGGCACAAGCUGGUCAACAGCAAGUCCUGCGCUCUGUCAGGAUCCAGAGAGUCCUUGGAGAGCGCUGUCCAGAGAUGUGAAACAGCCAGACUGGAGCAAAGAGGCUCAGGGGGUUAUCUUCUGGACCACAUUGCCCACACCCGCCCAAGAUACCUACCACCACUUAAUCCACAUGCUCCCAUACCGGAUAUUGGGGCCAGCUCUACCUCCAAACCUUUGACUGGAAGUAGCAAAACACUGAAUAGUGUUCUUACGGGGUCAAAGCCUUUUCUACCCUGUGCACCUGUUUUCCCAAAGAACGCACAGGCCAAUAGAAUGCUAUGGAGGCGCCAUUCAAUGCAGAGUGAGCAGAUAAAACAGCUGGCAAACUUUGAGGAAACUCUUGGCCAUAGUACCACCGCUGACCAUCAUGAAAACCUUGCAUUAUAACUACUUGAGAAAAUUACUUCAUGCUGUAUAAACUGAAAUUACACUACUGGCCACUUUAUUAGCUAAAAUGGCAGGAGUGGCACCUGCUGUGGUCCUUUGCUGCUGUAGUUAAUCAGCUUAUUUGAGUGACUGUGGCCUUUCUAUCAUUUCAAACCAAUCUGGCCGGUCUCCUCUGAACUCAAGGCAAACUGCUGAAUUGCUGGUUCCUGGAUGUUUUCACUUUUUUGGAUCAUAUUCUCUCUAAAUCCUCAAGAUGGCUAGCAAUUUCUGAAAUACUCAGACCAGCCCAUCUGACACCAACAGCCACUCCAUGUUCAAAUCAUUCUGAUGCUUGGUUGGAACUUUAAUGGCUUGUCAUGACUAAAUGCAUUAUGUUGCUGCUAUGUGAUUGAUUGGCUGAUUAGAUAUUUCCUUUAACAAGCAGUUGAACAAUUGUACGGCUAGUGAAUGUAUAAUAUAUAUUCUCCAGCAUUGGUGAAUACAUUGUAUAAUAUAUGAUCUAGUGCAGGGGCAGGGGUCUCAAACUCAAACUCAAACUGACCUAGGAGCUGAUGAGCAUCCAGUCUGGUUAUGUGAUAUUAUGUGGGGAACUUAGCUAAAACAACAAUAUUCAAAAGUAUACUUCACAAAAGUAAAAGUGUUUGUUAUGAUAUGGAACAAUACAGCUGACAUAAUGCAAAGUGAAAUAAAUAAUAAUAAUAAUAAUGAAAUAUUAUUAAUAACAAAAGAAAUAAAACUCUGAUGUAACCUAGUGUAUAUUAUUAUAAUUAAAAUAUUGCUCACUGUUUAUGACAAUGUGAAUAUAAUAUUUGGUAUUAUAUUCUGUCUAUAAUCUAGCUACAGGGGGAGGGGGUCAUGGGCCAGUUCCCAUUAUAACUUGAUAUGAAGUGGUGGGCCGUGAGUUUGAGACCUCUGAUCAAUCACUUUUUUCCACCCAGCUCCUGCAACAGUUUAAAACAUUUGUUGUAAUAUUGUUAAAAGAUAAAAUAAACAUAAAAUUAACAUCACAAAUCGUCUUUCUUUUGCGCAGUGACAACAAAGUAAGUUUCAGCGUUAUCGAACAUUUAUGUUAACA
Messenger RNA from Solea solea (common sole), 3635 nucleotides. RefSeq names its product ankyrin repeat domain 34Bb (gene ankrd34bb). Bases 986 to 2560 code for a protein of 524 amino acids. The record is from RefSeq and is a predicted model, not a curated record. The transcript has 2 exons. Gene Ontology annotation, molecular function: protein binding. NCBI's taxonomy places the organism in Eukaryota, Metazoa, Chordata, Actinopteri, Pleuronectiformes, Soleidae.